AUCAAAAUUUAUUUUAUUUAUUUAAUUAAUAAUUUGUUAUAUAUAUAUAGAACAAAGACAUAAUGGUCUUUUGCCACUUAGUGAAGAAGAUAUAUUUCAUAAUGGUACCAUGAAAAUGAUAAUGAAAUUUCUCAUAAAUUCAAUACGUAAUUGAAACAAAAACUUUUAAAAGUGGUAGUGAGAACUUUUGUUUUUAAUGAAAUUUAGUUUAGGUUUUAGGCAUUCACCGUUUCAAUAUAAGAGUUCUGGCUUUUCCUUUUUUACUCAUUAUUUUGAUUUGGUUAGAAAAAAAUCUGAUAUUGAAUAAAAAUGGAAAUAUCUGGGUGUCUCAGGAUUAUAGUAUUUUGAUAUUAGUUGUAUGUUUAAUUAAGAUAAUUACAUAAACUAUUUGUUUUUCGGUUUAGAUUGAAACCGAAUUGAAUCGAACUGUUCUUUUUUUUUUUCUCAUUUCAUUUCAUGAGAGCCCAAUGGGCAAUACAGAUAGAUCAGUACAAAGCCCAACUAGAGAAUUUUAAUAAAAUACAGUCCAUAUAGAAAAGCGAUUUGUGAUGCAUGUCCAUCCAUGUGUAGCCUUCACCAGCUCUCUGAAACAUGCGUUCUUCAGUCAUGAAGCAGCAAUCUUGGCUGUCUCAAACUUCGUCGGCAGGCACUGCCGGGAUGACUCUGAAGUCGUCUCUCCAUCUUUGUCUUCUCAGCUUAGAGGAUUUGUACCAAUCGAUGCUCUUUCCACAAAGGAUCGAACUAACUAGUUGAACUCAUCAAACCACCGGAAACAAUCUGAUUCUGAAAAAGUUCUUGUUCAACUGGAAAAUGAUUUUUGUCGGACCGCCAUGAACGCCGACUCUACUAAUCAUACCCCAAACUGACAGAUACUUUCAAUCCUCCAUACCUCUUCCAAUCAGAGAAAUUUUACUUCAAUUUAGUAUAUAUUAGAAGUAAAGAUUGAUGCUCCUAGGAAGGUCUCUGGACAAACCAAUGACCUGAGAGUUCGAACACCAGUAAGCCGUAAUUGAGCACAUGUGGAAGAGCUUGAUACAGCUUCGAUUUCAAAUCGAAAACUUUAUUGUUCAUAACAAACCUGAGUAAAAAAUAUAAAAACUUUAAUAUUUGCCCAGAUUUGAAUGAGAAAGCACAACAAAACUCGCCAACGUAAAGAAGAGAUCGCCAAGUAAAGAAGAAAUCCUACAGGCAGAAACGAACUCGUAUUUACAAGACAAAACAGAAUCGAACCCUCCCUUGUGAAAGAUAUGGGUUUGGUAACAAGGAAGGUUCGAGAGAAAAAUUCUUUCUCGAAUCGAACUGUUCAGAUUGGAUAAAUCUUUAACCGAAUGAUUUGAUAAUAGACUUAGGUUUUAUUUGGGUUGGUUUGAACUUGAUUGGUUCAAUUUGACUCGGUUCAAUUCAGUUGUUUUUCCUACUAAUUAUAAACAACAAAUUUAAACUGACUAUAAUAUAAAUUAAUUUAUUAGCAAAAAAAAUUACACCGAAUAAUUAUAAUAAUUUUAAAUAAGCUAUAUAAAAUAAUAUACAAUUAAAAUAAUUUUAACCCUAAACAAUAUAUAAUUAAUUUAUAAAAAAAAUUUGAUCAAUUUAAAAUAAAAUCUGCGCUGUCAUGUAGUCAUCUAGUUUGGAUUAAAACACGUACUCGUAACAUAAAACAUUCAUGUCCAACUCCGGUGGUAAUUCUAGUAGUAUUAUUUUUGAAUUGUUUUUAUUUACAUUCAUUUUCCUCAUUUUCUCCUUUUUGAAGUAGUAUAACAUUUUGUAUUUGUUGACGAAAAAAAUAAUAUUUUGUAUUUAAUUUUUAUUCCUUCUAAGUUCUUUUUUUAAACAGUUCGAAUAAUGGCGUGGAAGAAAUCAAGAAAGUGCAUGGUUCCCACUCGCCAACGGCUAAAUCCCCAAACGGCUCAUUUUGACUAUCGCAUUUAGGAGCCUUCUUCAACUAAUAAUUUUUAAUUACUACUAUUAAUUAAAUGCGUUUACCCAGAAAAGCGAUAUCUGUGCACAAUUACCAUUUAAUUUAAUAUCCGAAACUACAGCUUUUUAUAACUAGUAUAUAACCAAUUUGACGCUUAGCCACGAAAGCUUUUCUUUCUCGAGAACCUCAAACAUCUCUCAUCUUCUGUUAUUACACCUCAUUUCGUUAUUUCCUUUAUUUUACAGACACGUUCCAACGUUCAAGGGACAAAACAGAGCGAUUUUAGGACACAUUUUAUUUUAGCGGUGGAGGGAAAAAAAAAAGAAAAAGAAGAAAAGUCUCUUACUACUAAAACAGAUAAGCACAUUACUGUUUAAUUGGUUUUGUUUUCUUCUUCAUCGUUCUGUUCCUCGUAUCUUCUCCACCGCUUGUUUUGUUCUGUUUUUAUUUUCUCUUGUGCGAGAAAAUUCAGUGUCUUCACUAACCCAAAACGAUCUUCUCCUCCUUUUUUUACUUCCUCUUGUAGAGACACACAGAAACAGAGAGCUGUUCUUUAAAACCUUCGAUCGGUUGAUAAAACUCGAAUGAGUGUUUGAUUCGUAAAACAUAUGGAGAUAUCGUCUUCGUCCCAACGGUUCGGUUGUAUCCUUAGAGAUCGUAAUCAAAACGCUUUCGUUUGCAAGAAGAAUCUAAAAGCUCCGGUGAAAGACCGCCAUCAUCAUCGUCAUCAUCACGAGCUCUUUAAAUCUCACGUCUCCGACGAGAAUUCUGAGAACUUGGUCGAUUCUUGGAUCGAGGCUCUUAAUAAAAAAAACGAUAGCAACAAUGGUAUUGUUCGGUUAACGGGUAAACCAACCGUUAGAAAAUCGCGUGUUAGUGCAUCUCUUCCUAUAGAAGAAUCUGUUUCGAGGAAGGAGAAAUGUGAUGAAUCGAAGAGAAACAACGGAGCUUCUUCGCUGGUACAGAUAUGGGAGGCGAGGCUAAACCCAUCCAGCGGCGGAAACUCGCCGAGCCAUAACCAAUCCACGGUGGCUAGUAGUAUCCGGGGAGAUUCAGGAGACAGCGUUCAAGAUUCGUGUUUCUCAGAAUCUCCGUCUGAUGAAUCGGAAGCUGAGAAUGGUCAUGUGGAGAUGGAAUCUCGGUCACAGGGUUCAGUUUCUGAUUCCGGUAGAGUCGCUGACUUAAUUAGGAGGCUUAGCAAUGAAAAGAAGCUAAUCGCCCGCGGGGGUGGACUCUCGACUAUCAAAACGCCGAGACCUUACAUUUCGUCGGAGAAAAGCAGUUUUCCGAUAAUUGGUUGCUCCCCGAGACUCCGAGGACGGCAAGCGUUCACCGAUCUGCUUAUGCGAAUGGAACGGGAUCGCCACCGCGAAUUGGAUUCGCUUCAUCAACGCAACGCAGUUUCUAAGUUUACUCAACGUGGCCGCCUCCAGUCAAUGCUAAGGCUGAGGAACCUCAAACGCUGUCUAGCAAUUCAUGAUCAAUACCGGUCUAACGAAAAAACGACUAGAUUGAACCGGAUCGAACCAGGCUCUGCUGUUCUACGUUUAAGGGAGAAAUUUCGUGCUAACGCAGUCAACGCUGAUACGAGUAAAGAGACAGAAGUAGCUACAGAGAGGACAGGGUUGAAGAAAGGCGGUAUUAAUCAAGAAGCUUCUUUCGCUACAGCAGGCACAACGUUAUGUAAGGAAGAAGAAACUGUAAAUGGAACAGUUGAAGCAGACGUGGAUUGCCUUGAGCUGCAAGAAACAAGAGGUGCAAAGACUUGGAAUGACAACAAGUUCGAAGAUAAAGAGGAAAUAACAAGUCAGAUUGAGAUAAAAAUGGAAAAUUGUGUGCAAGAAGCUCCAGAGACGCAAGGUGUGGGACAUGAGAGUAACGAGAUGGACCAGUGCCUUGAGAAACAAGAAACAUCAUACAUGAAUGGAUGGGAAGAUCAAGAAGAGUAUGAAGAGGAGCAGUAUUAUUACAGAGAAGCGAACAAUGACUGGCUCAGCGAAAUAUCACGGCCGAGAAGUUAUUGGGAGGAACUGAGGAAGUCACGGUACCUGGAAGUAAUGAACACUCGGUCUGAGAAAGAAGACAUACGUAGACUUCUUGAGCGAAGAACGGUAACAGACUUUCUCGAGAGCGGGUUAAGAGAGGAGAUCGAUAGGCUCAUGAUGUCCCGUGUGCAGACACACUCGAAUAAAUCUUGUCAAAAAUGGGAACAAGAGGAAGAACAGAACAAUGAAGCUGACGAAAAAGAAGAGCCAUUAACAGAAGGCGAAGAGCAAGACGAUAGAGAUGAUGACUCUAGCCGAGCUUCUUCUCAUAUUUUUGCAUCGUCUCCUGCCGGAUCAUGGAGUUCGCAAGACACUGAAGUAACGUCUUCCACUCCUGUCUUGUCUGUUCAUAAUUCUCCUUCACCCGAAAUGGAGCUUAUAAGUGACAUGAGAGCACAGAUCCAACAGCUUCACCAAGAAAUGUCGUUACUGCGAGACUCUGUCAAGACAUGUUUGGAUGCUAACGCGAGCUUGCAACAGUCAUUCCACGGAGAAAACCCAAUGAAACGCAAAUGCUGCGUCUGCGACGAAACGCAGGUCGAAGCGGUUUUGUAUAUGUGCGGACAUAUGUGCACGUGCUUGAAAUGUGCCAAUGAACUACACUGGAGUGGAGGGAAAUGCCCGAUUUGUCGAGCUCAGAUUAUGGACGUUGUUCGUGUCUUUUUCGAUACAAGAAACUGAAAUAAAAAGGGUUCUUAAACGAGUCCACUAACCCUUUAGGCCCUCUGUUUUACUCAUCGCGUUUAUUUGGCGUUUUGGGUCUGAGUAUCGUAAUGUUCUCUUUAAUAUUAGGUUUUUUGUUACCAACAUUAUAACGAAAGGUUUUGUUUAGUUUUAUAAAGUCAAGUUUUUGGUGUCC
This is a messenger RNA of Brassica rapa (field mustard), 4822 nucleotides long. RefSeq lists its product as uncharacterized. Lineage: Eukaryota; Viridiplantae; Streptophyta; Magnoliopsida; Brassicales; Brassicaceae. The record is from RefSeq and is a predicted model, not a curated record.